Grus americana (Whooping crane) is the source of this 1209-nucleotide messenger RNA. RefSeq lists its product as uncharacterized. The transcript is spliced from 4 exons. NCBI's taxonomy places the organism in Eukaryota, Metazoa, Chordata, Aves, Gruiformes, Gruidae. The record is from RefSeq and is a predicted model, not a curated record. Gene Ontology annotation, biological process: immunoglobulin production; immune response. Bases 223 to 1179 code for a protein of 318 amino acids.
UCGGCCAAAGCGGCGCCCAAAAACAGCACAAAGCCCCAUUGCUGGAGGUGGGGGAAGGGGUUUGGUGUCAAGAAACCCUGCAGAAGCGAUCAAAUACAGCAGCGAGGCUGACCGCAGCCAUCUCCAGCGCGAGCAAAGCCUCCAGCUGCUGCAGAACGGCAGAAGGUAGAGAUCAGCUAUUGCACGACAUAGAGCUCCUGCUGGCGUUGGGCUCCUCGGGGGAUGAAACCCCCCCUUGCAACACGGAGCUCCCGGAGAGAAAAGCUCCGCGGCAGAAGGGUUUUGGCCAGCAUGUGCUACGGGCUCCUGGGGACCCUCCUGCUCCUCCUGCCAGGAGGUGUCUCGGCAGAGGGGACGUGGGUCCAGCAAAGCCCGGGGCAGCUCUGGGUGCUCCCUGGACAGACGGCGGAGCUGAGCUGUCGCAUCUCGGACUACAGCACCCACGUCAGCUGGUACAAGGAGAAGCCGGACGGCAGUUUGUUCUGGAUUUACCAGAGCUCAAACUACUCCCGUCCGAAGGGAAAAUACUCAGGGAGGAUGAAAACAUGGCAGGAGUUUUCCCUCACCAUCAGCUCUGCACAGAGGGAGGACUCCGGGGUUUAUUACUGCAGCUCCUCCUCCUUGUACCCCGCGUUUGGGAAUGGGACCAGGCUCGUUGUCACCGAUGCCUCCGAGCCCCGGCUCUCCAUCCUGGUGCCCGUCGACGCAGAGGAGCGCGGGCAGCCCCCGGCCAGCUUCCCCCUGCUCUGCCACCUCCACGACAUCCCUGCGGGCUGGGACACCGUGCGCUGGCAGCCCGGCGGGGACGUGACGCCGCUGAUGGCGGCGGCCGUGGAUGAGCACGGUGUCCUCGGCGCCUGGAGCAUCGCCUGGGUCCCGGCCGAGCGCUGGGACGGGGCUGCGACGUGCACGGCCCUGAAAGGCAGCACGAGCAGCACCGUCAGCGUCACCAUCGGCAAAGCACCGGGGGAGGAAGGAUGCCCUUCCUGGCCGCUGGCGCUGGGGCUGUCCUGCGUCUCCCUCCUUUUCCUGCUCCAGCUGACCAUCCUGCUCUGCCGUCGGCGUCUGGCCAGAGGUGACCCCCCCACGGCACCCCCCUCGCAGCCCCUUCGCCCCGACUCUCUCCUCGCCACCCCCAGCCACCCACGCUCCCACCCGGGAGACCCACCCGGGAGGUAAAACCGCUUCCUCAACCCCUGCCCUGAAAUA